AUCUGCCAAAAACCAUCAGAUGGGUGACAGUCAUACAAACUGGACCACCAUGUUCUUCCAAAUCAUGUUCCUAAUAUGUUCAGUUUGUAAUACUCAUGGUGUUGCUAGUACUGCAUCACCAUCGUGUGCCAGCGAUGAAUACAGAGCGGGACAGCUCUGCUGCUUUGCAUGUCCUGGUGGAUAUAGGGUUCAUAGGGAUUGCACAGCGACAGCCAAUACAUUGUGCUCAAAGUGCCCCGAUGAUACUUUCAAAGAAGGCCUUAGCGGACAGAAGCAGUGCUCUGCCUGUACAGAGUGUGACCGAGGUCUCGGCCUGAAGGUGAAGAAGUGGUGUACUCCAACAUCAGAUGCUGAGUGUGAGACCCGGGAUGGAUUCUUCUGUAGAUAUAGGGUUCAUAGGGAUUGCACAGCGACAACCAAUUCAUUGUGCUCAAAGUGCCCCGAUGGUACUUUCAAAGAAGACCUUAGCGGACAGAAGCAGUGCUCUGCCUGUACAGAGUGUGACCCAGGUCUCGGCCUGAAGGUGAAGAAGUGGUGUACUCCAACAUCAGAUGCUGAGUGUGAGACCCGGGAUGGAUUCUUCUGUAGUGAGACAGCAGAUAAAGACACAUUCUCAGAGGCCACGUUGUCAUGCCAACCCCACACGAUAUGUGAUUCUGUUGGAGGGGUGCAGAUACAACCAGGAACUGAUUCAACUGAUUCUACAUGUAUUAAAUAUGUGGCAAUUGUGUUCAUAAUAAUAGGAUGCAUAUCUUUUAUUAUAUUAGUCCUGGGAGCAUUCUUUUAUAGAUGGCGGAAAAUCGAAAGGGAUUUAACUGAAUUGGAAAAACAAAUAGAUGAGAUGGUAAGUGUUAUUACUGGUUUGAUACAGAACACAAUAAUAUGUGUGAACCUAGCUGGCAGUGGUGGAGUUAUUAGAUGAUGACCAGAGGCGGAUUAACACCCAGGCUAGCCUUGGCUGAGCCUAGGGGCCCAGGUGUGCACGGGGCCCUGGAUGGGCCAGACUAUUUUAAAUUUGACUUAAAAUAAAAAAAGACUUGACCCCUAUUGGCCCAUAACAAGAACCAUUAAAAAGUGAAGCAGCUGAUUGGGUAGAUGUGUGGGUCAUGUCAUGUGACCAGGUUCAUAAAGUCAGUUUGGUUGUAAAGGAAUACGUCACAUCUGCUGGACAGCAAAGAGGCAGAAUGUCAGAAAAGCGAAAAGCACAAGUGUUUCCAUUUGUCGAUACAGCACUCAGACUAUUAAUGACUUGCCUGUGUCCAAUGCCAGCGGGGGACGCUAUUUUCUCAAAAUUGGCGCUAGUUACAGAAAGACUGAGAUCCACAAUGGGCCAAAACAGACUGAAUCUCCUGUCUCUGAUCUGUCCAUUAACAGCGAUAUUCUUGGCAAAUUAGAUUUUACCAGCCUCAUUAAGGAGUUCGGUCGGUCGGUCGGUCCCCAGAAAUACGUGGUCACAGCAGCUAUGGGGAAUUCACCCUUGUUUCUGUAUCAUUGCUGUUUUAGUGAAGGCCGACUCAAUGUGUGUGUGUGUGUGUGUGUGUGUGUGUGUGUGUGUGUGUGUGUGUGUGUGUGUGUGUGUGUGU
Gadus macrocephalus (Pacific cod) is the source of this 1583-nucleotide messenger RNA. RefSeq names its product tumor necrosis factor receptor superfamily member 14-like. The coding region runs from base 20 to 922 and encodes 300 amino acids. Gene Ontology annotation, biological process: defense response to Gram-negative bacterium; signal transduction; defense response to Gram-positive bacterium. Gene Ontology annotation, molecular function: transmembrane signaling receptor activity; protein binding. Lineage: Eukaryota; Metazoa; Chordata; Actinopteri; Gadiformes; Gadidae. The record is from RefSeq and is a predicted model, not a curated record. Gene Ontology annotation, cellular component: external side of plasma membrane; membrane. The transcript is spliced from 8 exons.